Messenger RNA from Culex quinquefasciatus (southern house mosquito), 913 nucleotides. RefSeq names its product aldo-keto reductase family 1 member B1. Lineage: Eukaryota; Metazoa; Arthropoda; Insecta; Diptera; Culicidae. The record is from RefSeq and is a predicted model, not a curated record. The transcript has 3 exons. The coding region runs from base 2 to 901 and encodes 299 amino acids. Gene Ontology annotation, molecular function: aldose reductase (NADPH) activity. Gene Ontology annotation, cellular component: cytosol.
AAUGCCUCGUUUCGCACCUACCGUAACAUUAAAUAAUGGUCUAAAAAUGCCCGUUUUGGGAUUGGGAACCUGGCAGGCCCGCGAAGGUGAUGCCGUGCAAGCGGUCAAAGCAGCCCUGGACGCCGGAUAUCGUCACAUCGACACGGCCUACUUGUACGGAAACGAGAAGGAAGUGGGUCGGGCGAUUCGCGAUAAGAUCGCAGAGGGCGUCAUCAGGAGGGAGGAUGUGUUCGUGACCACCAAGUUGUGGAACACAUUCCACGAUCCAAAGCACGUUGAGGAGGCUUUCAAUCGGUCCAUGGCCAACUUGGAUAUUGGCUACGUUGAUUUGUAUUUGAUGCACUGUCCGGUUAGCUUUAAGUUUGCCGGUUGGCAGGUCCAGAAGUCGGAUCCUGUGGAGUUCACCGAGGUAGACAUUGUGGACACGUACCGUGCCAUGGAGAAUUUGUUGGAAACAGGAAAAGUGAAAAGCAUUGGAGUUUCGAACUUCAACAGCGAGCAGAUAACGAGGAUUGUAAACGAGUGCAAUGUUCGACCCGUUACGAACCAAGUUGAGUGCAAUCCGACCUUGAAUCAACGGAAGCUAAUUGAAUUCUGCCGGAAGUUGGGGAUCGCCAUCACGGCGUACAGUCCGUUGGGUCGCCCUAAUCAAAGUUCUGGAAAUGAAAACAAAUCCGCAAUUGACGACCCUCGAGUUCUGGAGAUUGCAAAGAAGUACAAUAAAUCUCCUGGGCAGAUCAUACUGAGAUACCUGUUGGAUAUUGGAACCAUUCCGAUUCCGAAAUCGGCCAACCCGGAUCGACUUCGACAAAACAUUGAUUUGUUUGAUUUUAAGCUGUCCGCAGAGGAAAUCAAAACGAUGGCGAACCACAAGUAUUUCCCCUUCCAUAUCGACUUCUGAAUAAAAGUUGGA